AUGUUGGUGAAUAUAAUGACGAAUAAUUUUAAAACCAACGGAUGGAUUAACCUGCUCUUUAUGGGCGAUUUCCCCGACCGUUUUUAUGAGAAAAUAAAGAACAUAGAAAAUAUGACCGUCGCCCAUUCCAACUUGGCAUCAGAGGACGACGAAUACUUUGAAGAUGCCGUACCGUACCAUUCCAACAUUAUACUUCUUAGCUGUUUAGACUUUGAACAGUUUGAAAAGUUGCUCAAGAAAACUUUGUCCUCGCCGUACUGGCAUCCUCUCUCGAAUAUCAUCCUAUACUUUCAAUUCCCAUGCGAUAACGAUUUGCUGGCGAAAGUAUUUUUCACUCUAUGGUACUAUAAAGGAAUAAAUACUAUUAUAAUUCACGAGAGUAACUCUACUCACGUGCACAUCUCGUACUUCAGCCCGUAUAUCAGCGAGGAAUACAAGCUAGACCACCACUAUGGCUGCUCCACGACCAGAAGAGUGGGGAUGUCGAUAAAAGAUUACAGGAAAGACUUCCACUGCGCCGAUACCUGCGAAAACGUUACCCUCCACUCGGUGCUGCGAACCAAGAACCUCGGCACGUGCCUGGGUCUCGCUACUCACACGUUCUCCUACGAUGAUCCUGAGGUGGCCAGGCUAGAUUUAUUCCCGGACAAAGUGAAAAAUUUGCACGGAUUCGUGUUCAAGGUUUUCAUGAUAGAGGUGCUGCCGUUUUUGAGAAUAGACGAGAUGUCCGAUGGCAGCUACGAGCUGCGAGAGAGGGACGGCCUCAUCUGGAACACGAUGGCCAACCUCAUGAACUUCAAAAUAGAUCUCUCCGGGGCGAAGGAGGCGAAGAAGAGAUUCAGCUACGACUACAACGUCCAGAAGAUUUUCGAGUACACCGAGAGGAAGGCGGACCUCAUUCUCUUCCCGGUGUAUCAGUUCGAUCUGAUCAUUGCGAAACUUGACAACACUUUCCCGUUCAUGGAGAGCGGCGUCUGCUUCAUCUCGUACCGGGCGCCCAUGGAGAAGUUUCUAGUCGACAUUAAGAUGGUCCAGAAGCUGUACACGUUUAUAAUAGAAUUCGUCGUGUGCUUCACGUGCGUUUGGCUCGUGUUUCUGCUCUACGACGUGCAUGAGAACAGGGGCUCGAGGUUCGAUCAGAUCGGCCGGAGCUACUUGAACACCGUUCGACUGGUUCUAUGUAUCAGCCUCCACAAGCCCCAGAAGCAGGACGGGUUCCGGAUAUUCCUGGCCGUGUCGAUAUGGAGUUUCUUCCUCGUCAACUUCGCGAUGCAGGCCCAGAUAAUAUCGCUGUACUCGUCCUCGAAGAGGGGCAAAAACGUGGACACGUUCGAGGACGUAAUCGAAAAGGGUUAUUUCAUCGAGGGCAUCGGAUCGCCCGACGUGAUGCUGCCGGAUGACGACGAGAGAUAUCGCAAGAUUAACGAGAAGCUCGUCAGCAAUCAGGACAUAUUCGAGUGCAUUCGGAAUAUCAGGAACGACAGCCGAAGGUUCUGCCUCAUGGACUGCGCUCUGGGGCGGUAUUUGGAGCUGAACUUGUUGAACGAGAAAGGAGAGCAGUAUUUGCACGUGGCUAGACGAGACCGAAUGCACAGCUUGUACCUGAAUAUGCUGCUGCAGCUGAACUCGCCGCUCUUGGACAAUUACAAUAAGUACAUGAUGGCGCUAGUCGAGGGUGGUAUCAUCAGGAAAUGGAUGCAGUACAGAUACAGAGUGGUGGAGGAGGAGGUCUCCUUCAAAACGCUCAGCUUGGAGGAUCUGGAGGCCAUUUUUCAGAUAUAUCUGCUGCUGGUUCUGUGGAGCUUCGUCGUUUUAAUAACAGAGGUCAUCGUAGUACCUGUGUAUCAAAUGGACUUAGGUGUUGAGGUAGAUUACACCUUUCCUUACGUCCAAAGUGGAGUGUGCUUCGUAUCCCACAAGCCAGAAACCAAAAAGGAAUUGCUGGGGAGCUCUUUCGUGGUAAACAACUACAACAUCGUGAUAGAGUUCUUCUUUAUAUUCUUCUUCAUGUGGCUCGUGUUUUUUCUUCACAACUCGGAGCAAAUUGGCAAAUUUAGCUACGACCAAGCCGGACGAUACCAACAGAAUUUGUCUUGUAGACUGUUCUAUUGGACGAUAUUUAGAAAGGAGUGA
Molecule: messenger RNA, 2133 nt
Organism: Aricia agestis (brown argus)
Lineage: Eukaryota; Metazoa; Arthropoda; Insecta; Lepidoptera; Lycaenidae
Exons: 4
Coding region: 1-2133 (710 amino acids)
Source: RefSeq, a predicted model, not a curated record